AAGUCUGACUCAAUUGAUGAUGACAAAAGAUUCUACGCUUUACUCCAUUGCGAACAAUGUCAGCUCUGCUAUCCCUAAUAGAGGAAUUUCGGCUGCGGGGCUACCGGUGUUAACGGAGCUAAAUGAUAGCCCCCAUCCCUGCGUCAAGCCAUCAUCGUCGUCUUUCUCUCCGACAAUAUUUCAUUCUCAAUUAUUCAUCACUUUUCUCUGUAUAGUAAUUCAACAAGGAAAUCAUCUGUAAUCAUGGCCCUUCAGAUGGCAGAAGACGUUAUGUUGGUUGACGAUAACGACAUCGCCGCCGAGACACGGCGCGGAGGUCGUCGGCGGCCUUUGACGGAGAAGAGAAAGACACAAAAUAGAAAAGCCCAGCGCACCUAUCGUGAAAAGCAAAAGGCUCGAAUCGACGAACUAGAGCGCAUGGUCGCUCAGCAUAUGGAAAGGCAAGCGACCGGGCAGCUGCAACAUCCGGAACAGCAACAAUCAUCUCCCGAAGAAGAGAUCCAUCAUAUUCCCACGCCGGGCACGACGUCAAGUUCAGGAUCCUCUGGACCAGCAGGCGAACUAGAUGAAGGGCUGCAGCAUCAGGAGACAAUUAAACAGCCGCUUGGCUCUGUUGACUUGGGAGUACCAACCCAACCAGACUAUGGAUUGAACAACAGUUUGGACUUUUCUUCGAGCCUGUUUCCACUUUAUCCACUGGACGGUCCUCUAUUAGGAAAUGUCGAUUUCUCUCUAUACGACAAUGCUGGCGUCAGCAUGCCCACCCAGACGAGCGAUGGCCCCGCAACCGACUCGUCAAUACCGUCAAUACCAUCUGUACCGUCCUUUGAUGCUCCGGAAUCAAGCCAGCUUCCAGUUACGCAGUCUUCACCGGUGCAACCUAGUCCAAUUCCGAGUCUUUCAGAUCAAACUGAUUGGACGCGAUUACUGCAACGGUCAAGCGUCGGGCGGAAAACGCCCUACCCUUUUCAAGAUACGACGGCUCUCGGCAAGGAGGUUCCGCUACCAUUUGCAAAUCUAGACAGUCAAAGCUCUUCUCCAACGUCCUCUCUAGAGCAAACUGGGUUUCAAGUUGCAUCUCGUCCGGGAGGCGACUUGUCCCGGCCGAAGUCACCAGCGUCCUCUACAACCCGUGAUCGUCGAUUACUUGAAGGGCGCAAUGAAGAUGAUAGUAAUGAUCCUGCAUUAGACAUACUCCGGCGCCUCUUCCAAAUUGAAAACAACGAGAAGAAUAACAACAUUAUGCGCGUCAUUCGAGAGAACAGGCUGAAUCUCGGACAAAUCCUCCUCACCGGCCUCGAAGCCGUUCAAAACCGGCACGUGCCAAAUUCCAGUUCAGCUCGUGCGCUUCAAGGAAUCGGAGACCCCUUUGCGGACACUAUAAACAUAUCACAGUGCGAUGUCAAGGAAGCCAUUGUACGUAAUUCCGAAUUCAUUGGCAUGUCAAUACCCCAGUUGUACCGGUGGGGUCGCGGCUCUAUCUUUUACCGUCCCGAUGUCGACCCAACAGACAAUAUAGAGCCGAUCUUGGAGCAAAUGGGGCAGCACUAUCCGCCUGAUUUACGCCCUGUGCGCGCCCAAGUUUUAUACAACCAUCACCCGUUUUUCGAUCUUGUUCCGUUUCCAAACCUUCGUGAGCGCGUCAUUUCUUUAGCCGCAGUCAGUCCUCCCAUUUUCGACAUGGGCGAGUUCAAGAUGGAUAUGGUCAGUGGAGGGUUAAAAUGUUGGCGAGGCGCCCGAAAUGGCAGUGGGCAGCCUUGGGAUCAACGAUAUUGGGAAGCCGCGCCGUGGUUUCUUCAGAAGUGGUGGAUGGUGGUAGGCGAUCGAGACGGCGACUUAUGGACCCAGACACGCUGGUGGAGAACGUUCAGGGGAGAAAAGGGCGAUAUCCUGCCAACCCCUUCAGUGACACCACCCUAGUUCAACACCAUUGUGCGUUGCACGCAUAUCACAUAUCGGCGGUUCUUCAUCUCAAAUUCUAUAGACCACCUACAGUCAGGGAUUGAUGGUAUAGGGGCUUGAGAUUUUUUUUGACGAUUAUUUCUAGCGAGACGACACGGAUACACAAAUUGUUGCAAUUCCCGCAGGAGAAUUGAGUACCAACUUUCAUCACUAUAUAUGUAAUAUACCCAGGGAAAAGAGUUACAGCAGGGAAAGAAUGCACUUGGCUUUUGGUUUUUGGAUGCUUUUAUACAUUAUAGCGUUAUUUUGAAUCCACAAUCUCCACUUGAACUAAAAGAAGUCUAGAAAAUCUAGAGAAUUAAUAGAAUAUUCUGC
Xylona heveae TC161 is the source of this 2277-nucleotide messenger RNA. RefSeq lists its product as hypothetical. Lineage: Eukaryota; Fungi; Ascomycota; Xylonomycetes; Xylonales; Xylonaceae. Bases 244 to 1920 code for a protein of 558 amino acids. Gene Ontology annotation, molecular function: DNA-binding transcription factor activity. Gene Ontology annotation, biological process: regulation of DNA-templated transcription. The transcript is spliced from 2 exons. The record is from RefSeq and is a predicted model, not a curated record.